AAAAGAACGAGGCCGUCCGCUGUUUAUCAAAAUCGAAACCCUCGUCUUCCCCCACGCUCCCACACCACACACGAAUAAAUUACUCUUCAAGAAAGGAGUGAGGGGAAUUCUCUUCCCAAGAUCCUUUUAUUGCUGAAUCAUAGCGUCGUCAUCGUGGGUGCGUGUUCGGAUCCGCAUUAUGUUCAAUCGUCGCAACAUUGACGGGGGGAAAGGGUUUGCCGCUUGAUUUCAUAGUUUAGACCGAGUGAUGAAAAUCACUGGUGAAGUUUCCCAGAUGGCAGUUUGCAAUUAUAAAUUAGUCUCAAGAAUUGGGGUCGCAUUCAAGUGAGUGGAAUUUGGUGUAAGAUUAUUGAAUAUGUCUCAGCAGUCAUCACGCCUUAAUCGGUUGCUUACAUUGCUGGACACGGGUUCAACCCAAGCAACAAGGUUCUCUGCAGCACGGCAGAUAGGGGAUAUUGCCAAAUCACAUCCGCAGGACUUAAAUGCUCUUUUAAGUAAGGUUUCACAGUAUCUACAUAGUAAAAAGUGGGAUACCAGGGUAGCGGCAGCUCGAGCUGUUGGAUCUAUUGCUGAGAAUGUGAAACAUGUGACUUUGACUGAACUUGCUGCCUCUGUUGAUGCAAAAUUGUCAGAAGCUGGGAUAUCUGCCACCUUUGAUGAUGUGGCAACUUGGCAAAAAAACCAUUCGAAAAUUGGAGCAGGCACUUCUUUCAGAAGUUUCGAUCUAAAUAAGGUGUUGGAGUUUGGAGCUUUGGUAGGAUCUGGGGGUCAGGAGUACGAUAUUGCAACUGACAAUUUCAAGAAUCCCAAAGAACGAUUGGCUCGGCAGAAACAAAAUCUUAAGCAUCGAUUAGGUUUAGACGUGUAUGAGCAGUUCAUGGAUGUCAAUGAUAUGAUAAAAGAUGAAGACCUUAUUGUGCAAAAAUACAUUUAUUCUGGGAAUGGAAUAGGGGCUCAGUAUUACUCUUCACAGCCAUCACGGAAUAUCCAGCAGUUUGUCACAAGCAUGGUGCCUGCCUCCAGGUCUAGAAGACCCAGUGCAAGGGAGCUCAAUCUCUUGAAACGGAAAGCCAAAAAUAACUCAAAAGAGCAAUCUAAAGGGUGGCCAAGAGAUGGAGAUACAGAGAGCACGCAAUCACAUGAUAUGGUGUCCCCAAAAAACAUACCUGUGGACUCAUCAAAAUCUUGUAAGCAACUUACAGAUAUUGUUUCUGAUGAUGAGGGUUUUGACAAUUAUGGAGAUGGCUUUUGGCCUUUCCAAAGUUAUGUCGAGCAACUUCUCAUCGAUAUGUUUGACCCUGUUUGGGAGGUUCGCCAUGGCAGUAUCAUGGCACUCAGAGAGAUAUUAACAUAUCAAGGAGCUAGUGCUGGAAUUCUUUUGCCUGAUGUUCAAAAUCCUGACAUGUCAUCUGCUCCUUUGAAACAUAAAGAUAGUGAAUCUAUAAUGAAAAGAGAGAGGGAGAUUGAUUUGAACCUGCAAGUUCCCCUGGAUGAACCAGAACCAAUUAUAAAGAGGCCAAAAAUCGAAGAUGCAUCAAUUUCAACAAGCGACUUUGGAGGCACUUGCGAAGGAGGGCAGAAUCCUCUCGCACAUACAAAUGGUAAAAAUGAAGGUGUUAAGAUGGAGUGUUAUUCUGGCAUUUACGGUACUUCCAGUCCCAUUGACAAUGUUAUGGUGACGAAGGAUAACUCUGAGGAUAAAGGAUCUUUGGAGCCAUUGAAUGCAUUAAAAAGUCUUCCCAAAAACUCCGAGCUCGUGAGUUUAGUGGAAGGAGCAAGAAAUUCUUGGUGCAGGAACUGUGAAUUUCUGCAAGAUUGUGCAAUUCGCUUCUUAUGUGUCUUGUCACUUGAUCGGUUUGGAGACUACGUAUCGGAUCAAGUUGUUGCACCAGUGAGGGAAACCUGUGCUCAAGCUUUAGGUGCUGUGCUCAAGUACAUGCAUCCAGCAUUUGUUCAUGAGACGUUGAACAUUUUGUUGCAGAUGCAGCGUAGACCAGAGUGGGAAAUUCGCCAUGGGAGUCUUUUGGGCAUCAAAUAUUUGGUUGCAGUGCGACAGGAGAUGAUUCACGACUUGCUUGGCUCUGUUCUUCCUGCUUGUAAAUUUGGGCUUGAAGAUCCUGAUGAUGAUGUGAGAGCAGUUGCGGCAGAGGCCUUGAUACCUACUUCAUCGGCCAUUGUUUCCCUCAAUGGUCCAAUUCUGCACUCCAUUAUUAUGCUCCUGUGGGACAUUUUGCUUGACCUGGAUGAUUUGAGUCCUUCCACUAGCAGUGUAAUGAAUCUGUUAGCAGAAAUUUAUUCCCAGGAACAGAUGAUUCCAAAAACUUUUGGUACUUUGGGCUCUACUGAGAAACCAGAGCUUGACCUUAAUGAAAUUGGUGUCACCGAUGAUCUUGAAGAAGGAUUAGGUUCUUUGGAAAACCCUUAUAUGCUGUCGACACUGGCCCCGAGGUUAUGGCCCUUUAUGAGACACAGUAUCUCCUCUGUCCGCCUAUCCGCAAUUCGCACCUUGGAACGCUUGCUUGAAGCUGGUUACAGAAAGAGCAUCUCUGACAAGUCCAACACAUUCUGGCCCUCUUUUAUAGUUGGUGACACCCUAAGAAUUGUGUUCCAGAACUUACUGCUUGAAUCAAAUGAUGAGAUUCUGCAGUGCUCAGAGAGGGUUUGGAAUCUACUGUUGAAAUGCCAGGUUGAAGACUUAGAAAAUGCUGCCAAAUUAUACUUCUCUUCAUGGAUUGAGCUUGGAACCACUCCCUAUGGUUCUCCACUGGAUGCUACCAAAAUGUUUUGGCCUGUAGCCUUGCCACGUAAAAGCCAUGUCAAAGCUGCAGCUAAAAUGAGAGCUGCCAUGCUGGAAAGUGAAUAUUACAAAAAUAAGGCCUUGGAAUCUACAGAAAGCAUGAUGGGGGAGCAAAAUGGAGAUGCUUCUGCCAGCUCGACAAAGAUAAUUGUUGGUUCUGAUACGGAUAUCUCAGUAACUUAUACAAGAGUUGUUACAGCAACAGCUUUGGGCUUAAUGGCUUCCAAGUUGAAUGGUCAAUCAUUACAGUAUGUGGUUGAUCCAUUGUGGAAAGGAUUGACUUCUUUGUCCGGAGUUCAGAGACAGGUGGUUUCAUUGGUUCUCAUAUCAUGGUUUAAAGCAUUGAGUGGAUUUUCAAAGUCAGAUGAAGCAAUUAUUGGCACUUCAAGUGACUUUAGGCUGUGUUUGUUAGAUUUAUUAGCUUGCACCAAUCCUGCAUUUCCCACGAAGGAUUCUCUUCUACCUUAUACUGAAUUGUCUAGAACGUAUAGUAAGAUGCGGAAUGAGGCCAAUCAACUGUAUAGAUCUGUUGAAACAUCUGGACUGUACAAUGAUUUCUUGUCAUCAUCUAAUGUGGACAUGGAGAGUCUGAGUGCAGAUGAUGCUAUUAAUUUUGCAUCACAGCUUUCAUUUUCAAGUAAUGGGUCUUCUCGGCAAGAAUCUGAUGGAGGGAACCUAUUUGAUGAAUUAGAGUCUCUGAAGCAAAAGCUUCUAACCACUGCUGGCUAUCUUAAAUGCGUUCAGAACAACAUGCAUCUUACUGUCUCAUCUUUAUUGGCUGGUGCUGUUGUAUGGAUGUCAGAUCUCCCAGCAAAGCUUAAUCCAAUUAUUUUGCCUAUUAUGUCUUCCAUCAAACGAGAACAGGAGGAGAUAUUGCAAAAUAAAGCUGCCGAGUCUCUUGCUGAGCUCAUCCAUCAUUGCAUUGAACGCAAACCUGGUCCAAAUGAUAAGCUAAUAAAAAAUCUUUGUACUUUAGCUUGCAUGGACCCUCAUGAGACACCCAAGGCCGUGGCCCUAAGUUCUGUUGAGAUAAUUGAAGACCAAGACCUUCUAUCAUUUGGAAGUAGCAGUAGUGGCAGACAAAAAUCGAAAGUUAAUAUGUUUACUUCUGGUGAAGAUAGAUCGAAGGUCGAAGGUUUUGUCAGCAGACGUGGGUCUGAACUUGCGUUGAAAUAUUUAUGCAUGAAGUUUGGUAGUUCUCUGUUUGACAGGCUUCCUAAGAUUUGGCACUGCCUCAUCGAGGUUAUUAAGCCUUGUGAGAUUGAGGGCAUAACACCAGAAGUUGAAAAGUUGAUUGAUCAAUCUAUUGGUCUCAUCAGCGAUCCCCAGAUUUUAAUAAACAAUAUUCAAGUGGUGCGUUCCAUUGCUCCUUUCUUGGAUUUCACACUGAGGCACAAGCUGCUUACACUUUUGCCCUGCAUUUUCCGAUGUGUUAGACAUUCUCAUAUUGCUGUCAGACUGGCUGCAUCACGUUGUAUCACAGCAAUGGCUAAGUCAAUGACUAUGGAUGUUAUGGGCCCCCUUAUUGAGAAUGUUGUUCCUAUGCUAGGUGACAUGGUAUCUGUGCAUGCCAGACAAGGAGCUGGCAUGCUUGUAAGUUUACUCGUUCAAGGAUUGGGUUUGGAACUUGUCCCAUAUGCUCCUCUGUUGGUUGUUCCCCUAUUGAGGUGCAUGAGUGACUGUAAUCCAUCUGUCAGACAGAGUGUGACACAUAGUUUUGCCGCACUUGUUCCUCUUCUUCCACUAGCACGAGGUAUCGCCCCACCUGUUGGCAUUACUGACCGUUUGUCUAGAAAUAAAGAAGAUGCAAUGUUUCUUGAGCAACUAGUGGACAACUCUCACAUUGAUGAUUACAGGCUUGCCUUUGAACUAAAAGUUACCUUGAGGAGAUAUCAACAGGAAGGUAUAAACUGGCUAGCUUUUUUGAAGCGGUUUAACCUUCAUGGCAUAUUAUGUGAUGAUAUGGGCCUUGGUAAGACUCUUCAAUCAUCUGCAAUUGUGGCAUCCAAUAUAGCAGAGCACAUUGCUGCAAAUGGCAGUGAGGAGUUGCCACCUUCAUUAAUUAUAUGCCCAUCAACCCUUGUUGGACACUGGGUCUAUGAGAUAGAGAAAUUUAUUGACCCUUCACUUUUGUCUACACUUCAAUACAUUGGUUCUAAUCAAGAGCGAACCUCUUUGCGUUUGCAAUUUAACAAGCAUAAAGCAAUUGUAACUUCAUAUGAUGUUGUCCGCAAAGAUAUAGAAUAUCUCGGACAGCUUUUCUGGGAUUACUGUAUUCUGGAUGAAGGACACAUUAUAAAGAACUCGAAGUCGAAAGUCACAUGUGCUGUGAAACAACUCAAGGCUAAACACCGCCUCAUCUUGAGUGGAACACCGAUCCAGAACAAUGUGUUGGACCUGUGGUCUCUUUUUGACUUCCUUAUGCCUGGAUUUCUUGGAACAGAGAGACAGUUUCAAGCUUCUUAUGGGAAACCUCUGUUAGCAGCACGUGACCCUAAAUGUUCAGCAAAAGAUGCCGAAGCUGGGGUGCUAGCAAUGGAAGCAUUGCACAAGCAAGUUAUGCCUUUCCUCUUACGUCGAACAAAAGAUGAAGUUUUAUCUGAUCUGCCCGAGAAAAUCAUUCAGGACAGAUAUUGUGACUUGAGCCCGAUUCAGUUAAAAUUAUAUGAACAGUUUUCUGGUUCACAUGUAAAAGAAGAAAUCUCAGAUAUGGUUAAGCAAAACGAUGAGUCUGGACCGGCACCCAAAGCUUCUACUCAUGUUUUCCAGGCACUUCAGUACUUGCUAAAACUUUGUAGUCAUCCAAGACUGGUUAUUGGUGAAAGAAGUCCAGAUUCAUUAUUACCUACACUAGCAGAAUUUUUGCCGACAAAUCCUGAUAUCAGUUCUGAGCUACGUAAAAUACAUCAUUCGCCUAAACUUGUUGCACUUCAGGAGAUAAUGGAGGAGUGUGGUAUAGGUGUAGAUGCAUCGAGUUCUGAAAGCACGGUUGCUGUUGGACAGCAUAGAGUUCUGAUAUUUGCACAACAUAAGGCAUUCUUGGACAUCAUCGAGAAGGACCUGUUUCAGGCUCAUAUGAAAAACAGCGUUACGUACUUGCGGUUAGAUGGGUCAGUUGAACCCGAAAAGCGGUUUGAAAUUGUCAAAGCUUUCAACUCGGACCCUACGAUUGAUGCUCUGCUGCUCACAACACACGUUGGUGGCCUAGGUUUGAACUUAACAUCGGCUGAUACCCUUGUUUUUAUGGAGCAUGAUUGGAAUCCCAUGAGAGAUCAUCAGGCCAUGGACAGAGCACACAGGCUAGGUCAGCGCAAGGUUGUCAAUGUCCAUCGUCUGAUCAUGAGAGGCACCCUGGAGGAGAAAGUGAUGAGCCUGCAAAAGUUCAAAGUUUCAGUCGCUAAUGCUGUCAUCAACGCGGAUAAUGCCAGCAUGACUACAAUGAAUACUGACCAGUUGCUUGAUCUGUUUACUUCUGCCGAAGGCAAACAGGUAUCAAAAACUUCAAAAUCUUCACAGGGAGAUCCGGAUGCAAAACUACCUGUCAAGGGCAAGGGUCUCAAAGCCAUUCUUGGGGGACUAGAGGAACUUUGGGAUCAGUCGCAGUACACUGAAGAAUACAACUUGAAUCAAUUCUUGGCAAAGCUAAACGGCUGAAUCAAUCGGCACGCAGGUUUCUUUCGAGCCCUUUUGAUUUGCUGCCGGGAAGCACACGAUUAUAUCCAUCCAUCCCUGGGAUCACACGGCAGUGGAUGAACCAUCCAAAGUGUAUAUUCUUUGUGGGUGCAGCAGCUCCAAUUUUGACAGUUUUAACUGUAGCUGCCUUCUCUUUAUUGCUCUCAUUUCAUAUAUUAACUGCUCCAUUUUUUUAGCAGUACAGUUUGUGCAUGAAUUGCGCUCGCAGGAAAGCCGGCAAACCGUAGUUGUUUGGUCUGGGCAAGUCAAUGCAGUGGCAGCAGAUAUAUCUAUAUCUAUAUAUAUAGCUCCACCUCCAAGGGAAAGCAGGUAUAGACAACAAUCUGUAAAUUUUGGAUGCUGUACAUACUUUCAGACAUUCUUGAUUUACAGUCCAGUCCAAUAUUGAUCA
This is a messenger RNA of Andrographis paniculata, 6881 nucleotides long. Its product is annotated as TATA-binding protein-associated factor BTAF1. The transcript is spliced from 30 exons. The record is from RefSeq and is a predicted model, not a curated record. The coding region runs from base 356 to 6451 and encodes 2031 amino acids. Gene Ontology annotation, molecular function: ATP binding; DNA binding; ATP hydrolysis activity. NCBI's taxonomy places the organism in Eukaryota, Viridiplantae, Streptophyta, Magnoliopsida, Lamiales, Acanthaceae.